AUUUUCUCUCUAUCUAUCUCCCACAAUAUAUAUCUAUCUACAAACAUGCCUGAGGCUCCAAAGAUGAUAUAUGAUCACUCUUCCAUGAAUAUUGACUACACUCUUUCUCAGAAAAACAAAACAACUCUUGACUUUAUUGAAGAUGUCACCUCCAACCCGGACCAAGUCCAACAACAAAUCCUCUCCGAUAUCCUUACGAAAAAUGCAAAUGUCGAAUACCUUAAACGCCAUGGUCUUUUUGGUCAUACCGACCGUGACACUUUCAAAAAACUUAUUCCCGUUAUCACUUAUGAUGACCUCCAACCCGAUAUUGCUCGUAUUGCCAAUGGCGAUAAGUCCCCAAUUCUUUCGUCUAAACCCAUUUCGGAAUUUUUAACUAGCUCGGGGACGUCGGGCGGGGAGAGGAAACUCAUGCCAACGAUUGAAGACGAGCUCGAAAGAAGAUCAUUACUAUAUAGUCUUCUAAUGCCGGUUAUGAACCAAUUUGUGCCGGGUUUAGAUAAAGGAAAAGGGAUGUAUUUCUUGUUUAUUAAAUCCGAAUCCAAGACUCCGGGAGGGUUAGUAGCCCGACCCGUUUUAACCAGUUACUACAAAAGCUCUCAUUUUAAACAAAGACCAUACGACCCGUAUACAAACUACACCAGUCCGAACGAAACCAUUCUCUGUCCUGAUUCUUACCAAAGCAUGUAUUCCCAAAUGCUUUGUGGGCUUUGUUUGAAUAAAGAAGUUCUUCGGGUUGGGGCGGUUUUUGCUUCGGGGUUCAUUCGGGCUAUCCGGUUUUUAGAGAAAAACUGGACCGUUUUGUGUCACGAUAUCCGAACCGGAACUUUGAACCCCAUCAUAACAGACCCUUCUGUUAGGGAAGCUGUGGGUCGGAUUCUGAAAUCCGACCCAAAGCUAGCUGAUUUUAUCGAGUUUGAAUGCUCGAAAAAAUCAUGGCAAGGGAUCAUAACUAGGAUUUGGCCCAACACGAAAUAUAUCGAUGUUAUAGUCACUGGGACUAUGUCACAAUACAUACCAACUCUUGACUACUAUGGAAAUGGUCUUCCUCUUGUUUGCACAAUGUAUGCUUCGUCCGAAUGUUAUUUCGGGGUUAAUCUUAACCCUCUUUGUAAGCCUAGUGAAGUGUCAUACACCCUUAUUCCGAAUAUGGCCUAUUUUGAGUUCCUUCCCGUUCAUCGCAACAAUGAUGUCACUAGUUCAAUCUCCAAGCCCAAAUCACUCAAUGAGAAAGAACAACAAGAGUUGGUUGAUCUUGCGGAUGUUAAACUCGGUCAAGAGUACGAGCUCGUUGUCACCACUUAUGCUGGACUUUAUAGGUAUAGAGUUGGUGAUUUGUUGAGAGUUGCCGGUUUCAAGAACAAAGCCCCUCAAUUCAACUUCAUAUGUAGAAAGAAUGUGGCCUUAAGUAUCGAUUCUGAUAAAACCGAUGAAGUUGAGUUACACAAAGCAGUCGAGAAUGCGGUGAGUCAUUUGAUGCCAUUCGAUGUCACCUUAAACGAGUACACAAGCUAUGCGGACACAACUACAAUCCCGGGCCACUAUGUAAUCUUUUGGGAGUUGAGCGUGAACGAAUCCACCCCGAUUCCACCAUCAGUCUUUGAAGAUUGUUGUCUAGCUAUCGAAGAAUCACUCAACAGCGUUUAUAGGCAAGGGCGUGCUUCGGAUAAAUCAAUUGGGCCAUUAGAAAUAAAGAUUGUGGGAAACGGGACGUUUGAUAAGCUUAUGGACUACGCCAUCAGUUUAGGUGCGUCAAUAAACCAGUACAAGACCCCACGAUGCGUGAAGUUUGCACCGAUCGUGGAGCUAUUGAACUCGAGGGUUGUGUCGAGUUACUUUAGCCCAAAGUGUCCAAAAUGGGUUCCGGGACAUAAGCAAUGGGGCAAUGUUAAUUAGGGAAAGUUUAGUUAGAACCAAAAAAAAAAAAAAUGAAUGGCAAGCUAGUAAGGAUGAUCAUUUGUCAUGUUACUUUGGUCGUUUAUUAAUUGUUGGAUUAGGCAAUGUACAUUAUUAAAAAAAAAAAAACAAUUUGAAGUUUCUUGUAACGUUCCUAAA
Messenger RNA from Erigeron canadensis, 2055 nucleotides. RefSeq names its product indole-3-acetic acid-amido synthetase GH3.5-like. Gene Ontology annotation, molecular function: indole-3-acetic acid amido synthetase activity. The transcript is spliced from 3 exons. Gene Ontology annotation, cellular component: cytoplasm. Bases 46 to 1896 code for a protein of 616 amino acids. Lineage: Eukaryota; Viridiplantae; Streptophyta; Magnoliopsida; Asterales; Asteraceae. The record is from RefSeq and is a predicted model, not a curated record.